UUCUUCAUAGACAGCUCGUCAACCACCUCGGUAGCUUGCUAGCCAACAUAGCCGAAAGAUUCAAGCUAUUUAGACGCGUUCAGUGUAUAUUAGCUUCUGUGUUUUAGACACGCGUCUCUCUUAUUUACUUGUUAACCUAUUUAAUAUUACGUUAUUUUUUAUUAGUCAGCUAUAGUAGCUGGCUGGUUAAGUUAGCACUAGCCUAGUCGCUAAUGAUAGCUAGCUAGCUAACAUCCCCGAACAUGAGCUCCCUAAACUACUCCCCUCCUGUUAUUAAAGAAGAAGAGGAGGUCUGCUGGACGGAGAAAGAAGUUCUGGGGCUGAACAUUGUUGUGAAAGAGGAGAAGGAAGAGGAGGAUGUCACAGUAAAACAAGAAGUAGAGGGUGAGGCUGUUACCGUGAAAGAAGAAGAGGAAGACUCGUUCAGAGUGAAAGAGGAGGAGGAUGUUACAGUAAAAGAAGAGGAGUAUGCCGUUUUUGGAGUGAAGAAGGAAGGAGAGAUUACUGUCACAUUGAAAGAUGAAGAGGUGGAAAUCAGAGAUCUGAGUAACACCAGAGAGAGACCAGACUCUCACUAUGACAGCAGGAAGAGUCCUUCAGAAGAACCAGACCCAGAGACGCCCAAACCAGCGAGACAACACAACUGCUCCCACUGUGAAAAGAGUUUUCGCUGUUUAGGGAACCUAAAACGCCAUGAGAAGAAACACACAGGAGAAAAGCCAUACCACUGCUUACAAUGUGAAAAGAGUUUUUCCGGAUUAGGGGACUUAAAAGCUCAUGAGAGGACACACACAGGAGAAAAGCCUUUCCACGCUGGGAACAUUGGAAAGAGUUUUAUUCAGUUAGGAAGCCUGAAGGAGCAUGAGGGGAUGCACACAGGAGAAAAGUGUCAUCACUGUUCCCAGUGUGGAAAGAGUUUUACUGUGUUAAAUAACCUGAAAAGGCAUGAGAGAAUACACAAAGGAGAAAAGCCAUUUCAAUGUUCCCAUUGUGGAAAGCGUUUUACUCAGAGAGGGCACCUACAAGAGCAUGAGAGAAUACACACAGGAGAAAAGCCUUACCACUGCUCCCAGUGUAAAAAUAGAUUUUCACGAGUAGGGGACCUAAAAGCUCAUGAAAGUACACACACAGGAUUAAAGCCUUACCACUGCUUCUUAUGUGAAAAGAGAUUUUCCCGAUCAGGGGACCUAAAAGCUCACGAGAGGACACACACAGGAGAAAAGCCUUUUCAAUGUUCCCAGUGUGGAAAGAGUUUUACCCUGUUAGCUAAUCUGAAAAGGCAUGAGAGAAUACACACAGGAGAAAAUCCUUUUCACUGUUCCCACUGUGGAAUGAGUUUUAUUCAGUUAGCGAGCCUGAAGGCACAUGAGUGGACACACUCAGAAGAAAAGCCUUUCCAGUGUUCCCAGUGUCGAAAGAUUUUUACCCUGUUAGCUAACCUGAAAAGGCAUGAGAGAAUACACACAGGAGAAAAGCCUUACCACUGCUUCCAAUGUGAAAAGAGAUUUUCCCGAUCAGGGGACCUUAAAGCUCAUGAAUGGACACACACAGGACAAGAACCUUUCCAUUGUUUCCAGUGUAGAAAGCGUUUUACCGUGUUAGCUAACCUGAAAAGGCAUGAGAGAAUACACACAGGAGAAAAGCCUCAUCACUGUUCCCACUGUGGAAUGAGAUUUAUUCAGUCAAGGAGCCUGAAGGAGCAUGAGUGGACACACACAGGAGAAAAGCCUUUCCAAUGUUCCCAGUGUGGAAAGAGUUUUAUCGUGUUAAGUAACCUAAAAAGGCAUGAGAGAAUACACACUGGAGAAAAGCCAUUCCAAUGUUCACAUUGUGGAAACAGUUUUACUCAGAGAGGGCACCUAAAAGAGCAUGAGAGAAUACACACAGGAGAAAAGCCUUACCGCUGCUCCCAGUGUAAAAAUACAUUUUCCAGAGUAGGGGACCUAAAAGCUCACGAGAGGACACACACAGGAGAAAAGCCUUUCCAAUGUUCCCAGUGUAGAAAGAGUUUUACCGUGUUAGCUACCCUGAAAAGGCAUGAGAGAAUACACACAGAAGAAAAGCGAGGCACCGAAGAUGUGGAUGUCUAAUAAGGCAGCCCCCCGCACCUCUCUGAUUUAGAGUGGUUGGGUUAAAUGCGGAAGACACGUUUCAGUUGAAUGCAUUCAUUUGUACAACUGACUAGGUGUCACCCAUUCCCUAUUAUAGAGCUCUGUUCAGCCUAUAAACAUGAAAGCAAGGUUAUAUUUAAUGUUCUACAUUAUUAUUAUUGGGGCAGCCGCCAAGUUAUGAAAAUUAUGGUAUGUUCUGAAAACUGACUUCAGGCUUUUGAGGAAUCUAGCCUCACAGGAAGACAGUUUUAUUUUAUGGAGGUUUUUUAGUAUUUAACUAAAUACUCUGUCUUUGGUAGGAGAGGGACCAGACUUAUCACUGUUCCCACUGUGGAAUUAGUUUUAUUCAGUUAGGGAGCCUGAAGGAGCAUGAGUGGACACACACAGGAGAAAAGCCUUACCACUGCUCCCAGCGUAAAAACUGAUUUCACGAGUUGGGGACCUAAAAGCUCAAGUGCGAAUACACACAGGAGAAAAGCCUUUCCAAUGUUCCCAGUGUGGAAAGAGUUUUACCUGCUUAAGGAGCCUGAAGGAGCAUAAGAGGACACACACAAUAAAAGUCCAACCACUGCUCUCUCUCUGUGUGGAAGGACAUUUUCCCAGUCAGCGAUCCUGAAAUCACAUGAGAAAGGCUGUAUUCCUACUUAUAUUUUUGACAGAGAAUUUGUGUUUUUGUUUUGUGCCACAUUAAAUCAUAUUGUUUAUGAUUAUACCCGUCUAUAUAAGGUCCGACAGUUGGCAAUGCACGUCAGAGGCAAACUCCAAGCCAUGAGGUCGAAGAAAUAGAGGUAGAAGAAAUUGUCCGUAGAGCUCAGAGACAGGAUUGUGUCGAGGCACAGAUCUGGGGAAGGGUACCAAAAAAGGUCUGCAGCAUUGAAGGUCUCCAGUGGCUGCCAUCAUUCUUAAAUGGAAGAAGUUUGGAACCACCAAGACUCUUCCUAAAGCUGGCCGCCCGGCCAAACUGAGCAAUCGGGGGAGAAGGACCUUGGUCAGGGAGGUGACCAAGAACCCGAUGUUCACUCUGAUGAGAAACAAGAUUCUCUGGCCUGAUGAACUCUUUGGCCUGAAUGCCAAGCGUCUCUCCUGGCGUAAAAAGCAUGGUGGUGGCAUCAUCAUGCUGUGGGGAUGUUUUUCAGCGGCAGGGACUGGGAGACUAGUCAGGAUCGAGGGAAAGAUGAACACACACAGAACACACACAGGAGAGCAAUCUUUUAGCUGUGAUCUACGUGGGAAGAGUUUUGGUACAUCUGUCUAUCUGAAGACACACCAGAGAACAUACACAGGAGACAAACCUUCUAGCUGAGAUAGUCUGAUAUAAGAUCUCUGAUCAAACAUCAGAAAAUACAUACAUGAAGGAGUUGUUUCAUGGAAUCAAUGAAAUAAUGUCACAAUCUAGAAUGUUCUUAACAUUGUGGUAGAAUUAUUUGAAUUAAUUUCACAAUGUAGAACCCUAAACAUUUGAUUUAACAAAACGUCCCUUUAAAAAGUUGGUACAUUUACCACGUUGGUGACCCACUUGAAUCAAAUGCAACACUCAAAUGUAACGAGCUGUUUUCUACAAAUGUUCCUCUAACCAGUGAUGUACACAUUAUUCCCAGACUCCGUGUGGUUUUUGAGUUGUUUUUGCAACCAGGACUUGCAACCAUAUCUCCCUCCUCUCGACGAUUUAUUUCAGCAUGAUAUCGAUGAGUGAUGACAAAUAAGUGUUGCAUUCCUUUAUUUAGCGACCCCUACAUUUAAAUGCAUUACUCCAAAAUGUAGCUGACUGUCUUCUGCAGGUUGUCCUCUAACCAGUGAGGUAAAAGAUAUCUCCCAUUUCCAUGUGUUUUUUUUAGUUGUGUUCGUUUCAACAGCACAUACAACCUGAUUUCCCCCUAAUCGAUAUCAGUGAUUUAUUGCUACUUGUCAAAACAACAACAUUUUUGGUGUUGUGCAGUUUAUUGUGCAGUUUAUAAGGUGCUUGUUUAAAAAAAAUUCAAGUAAUAUGAUUAUUGUGGCAGAUGUUUGUGUAGAUAGUACAUUUUAUGUUUAGGAUUUCAAUUAAUCACAAAACUGUUUCUGCAUUUGGACUAUUGAUUUGGACACCUUUAAACUGUGACAUUAAUUUCAACGUAUUUGCAGCCUAUACACAUGGACGCAGUAUAAUAAAUUGGUCUAAUAAUCAGCCUGACAAAAGAUACAUGUUUUA
Molecule: messenger RNA, 4299 nt
Organism: Oncorhynchus keta (chum salmon)
Lineage: Eukaryota; Metazoa; Chordata; Actinopteri; Salmoniformes; Salmonidae
Product: zinc finger protein 883-like
Exons: 2
Coding region: 243-2090 (615 amino acids)
Source: RefSeq, a predicted model, not a curated record